Messenger RNA from Meleagris gallopavo (turkey), 2429 nucleotides. The record is from RefSeq and is a predicted model, not a curated record. Lineage: Eukaryota; Metazoa; Chordata; Aves; Galliformes; Phasianidae.
CAGGCCAGAUGGCAGCAGCAGAUGCACGUGCAUCUACCAUGGCUGUCCUGUGGUCAGCAUCGCAGAGAUGCAGCUGUGAACAGCUUCCCUGCUUUGUGUUUACAGAGGAUCAAGAACGCCAGUUUCUUCGUGGCUACUUUCCACCCGUCUGGACAAGUGAUCUCGACCUGCUGGCAGAAGAGGGGACUACAACAGAAACUGUGAGUGUGCUGCCGCAUGUUGGAAAGAGCUGGGCAGAGAGGGACCUGGAGAUGGAGAGGGAGGGAGAAGUCAGGCUCCCCCCUCUGCGCAGCCAGCUGGGAACAUCACUGGCAAGGAAGCGAUUCAGAGCACCUCAAGUCCAGCAGCGCUUCCCCCCUCUGAGGACCACCACACAGGAGAGGGAGAAGGUGCAAAAAGAAAAGAUCUCCAGCAAGAAGAAAAGCGAGGAGAUUCCUUGCAGCCUUCCUCCAAUAGAGAAGGGGAGGACAGUGGUCCCUCCAGCAGAAAUGGGGGAGCCCAAUGUCCAGUCACUACGGGCAAAACAGGUCCUGGGAACCUUGGAGUCAUACAAGGUGUGCCGGGAAGGAUGGAGGAAGAAGGUGGAGCAAAACAGGCUCCUUCCACCCAAACCCAAGGAGUACCUCAGCUUUGUGAAGAAGUUGAAGCUGCAGGAGGCCAGAGAUAAACACAAGAAACUGUGAGAAAACAUCAGGCGGGCGCAGUGUAGCCAAUUAAUUCCGCGCCCACUCACACCAUGGCAAUGCACAAAGAAGCCCCAGGAUUGGCAACACCGGGGCUGACAGGAGGCAUGUAGAUACAGCAGCUGCCUCCCUUGUUACCAUCACUCUCUCUGCUACAACAGCAAAGCAGAGACAUUCCCACCACAAGAAGUGCCAAAUAAAAUCAUUGGAACUUCUUUAUAUUUGGGGAGCCAUCAUUGUUUGUCUUGCGGCACGUUCACCUGCAUGGGUUUGGAAAGGGCGGUCUGCUAGCUCCUGCGAGAAUGGUCCUAAAUUGGGAGGAGCUAUUGACUCUCUGAAGGAAAGCUAGGCCUCGAGAGAAAUCUUUACAAAUCGCAGAGCCUGGCCAUCUCCCACCACAUGAACUUCAACAAAUGCAAGUGCAGAAUUCUUCCCCCCGGGUGGUGCAACCCUGGCUCUGUGUACAGACUGGGGGACAAGAGGCUGGAGAGCAGCACCCCAGGAAGGGAUGUGGGGGCUCUGGUUGACGGCAAGUCCCUUGGGUUGUAGAGCCCAGGUCAAAGGGGAUGCAGGGAAGGCCCCAUGGCAGCCUGCAGCUCCAUCCCAGUGCCCUGCAGCUCCCACCCAGGACAGCACAGGGGCAGAGCUGAGCAGUCCUUUAGGAAAAUCUCCACUAAUGUGGGUGUUUCGUGUGUUGUACUUUCUUCAAGAAGGUCCAUCUAUCUGGCACAGAUCUUCCAUGGGCUAUUGAGGAUAUCUGCACUGCCAUGCAUCACUUCCUCCUCGUCUGAAUUCUGUCCUCCUCUCCAUGUGGCGUUUUCUGCCCUAAUAUGUUUUCACAGAGGUACUGCCAGCUUCAGGUUCAGCUGUUGGUUUGGGCUGUCCAAUGUGAAACCAGCACAGGACUAGUCCUAUGCAUUACAGAAACCAGCUUUGUAGCCUCCCCUCACAACCAAAAUCUUUCUGCAUGUUCCCAUUAGAACAUGGCAAAUGACAUUCCCCACAUUUAGGCAGGGAAAUGAGUUUGACAGAGGGACUCAAAAAGGAGAAGAUUGAGAUUCUGGAGAAAGAAAUGCAUUAGGGUCCAGCAGGAUGCUGCAGAUGGGAAGGAGCUAUGGGAGAUGUGCUUCAUCACGGUGCUGACCAUGCAGAUCCUUUGCAUGGAUCUGUACUGCAAUUCAGGAGCUGGAGAGGCCUAAAUAGCCUUGGGACAGCAGUUUGAUAUAUGUCAUUCCCUAAGAGCUAACUGUUCACCUGUGUACUUCCAGGUCAAAGCUAUUUAUGGACAGGCCUUCGAAGCUUGGGGCCGUGUCACUGUGUUGCAACAGGCAUUGUGAAAGACAAAAUCUUCUGUGAGCAGUCAAUUAUGCACAUUUGAGAGGCAGCAGGAAGGGAAAUUGCUCCUUGCCAUUCUAGUUGCUGUUCUCUGGGUCAGAAGGAUGUUCUGAAAGAGCAGCCCAUGGCAGAGACUGCUCUAGAAAGCCAGAAAAUGGAGGAUCCAGAAGUACAGCAGAGGGUGAGACUGUUGAGAAGAGCAUGAGGUAAACGGGCAGGAAGGCUUCUGAGGUGUAAAAGGAAAACCACACUCUAGGAACAUGCAGCUACCGCAUACAGUCUUCCACAGCCCAGAGGCCCAGCGGUUGGCUGGACUGAGCGCAAGUCUGAAAGAUAGGACUUCCAGCAAGACAGAGUAGGUACAAGAUUUGUUACUUCCAUUCUACCUCCUUCUAAGGUUUCCUUAAAGUG